AUGUCCCUGGGCAACUGGGUUGUCAUCGCAAAGUCCUGCUUCUUCUCCAUGCGCGAGAUCGUCCUCGAGGACAUGCAGCCAGUUGUCUGGAUCAUCACGAUUCCCUUUGCGAUAUUGUGCCUCUUCUCAUUCUUCUUCCGGCUUUAUGCUCGCCGUUACGUUACGAACUCAUUUGGUGUUGACGACUGGCUCAUGUUCGUCGGACUAUUCAUAUGGAUCGUCCAACAAUACAUUGCCUGGAUGUGGACGAUACUUGGUGGCGGCCUGGGAUAUCUAUUCAUCGAGGAAUUCUGGUACCUUCUGCUGCAGUUCAUCAUCAAGCUGUCCUUCUUGUUCUUCUACAGGCGGACCCUCAACACCACAAUUGGGUUCCAACGUACACUCUACGUCGUCAUGGGCUUUGUCACCUGCCAAACCGUCGGAACCUGGGUCUUUUACGGCCUGCAGUGCAUUCCCAUACAAGCCUACUUUCAUCCCGAGCGCUAUCCAGACGUCCACUGCGUUGCCUCUGCUCUCUCUUACUACCUCCCCUCGGUUGCAAAUGUUCUGAUGGACGUCGUUAUAUACCUUAUCCCAGUUCCCAUUCCUUGGAGGCUCCAGGCCUCCAGACGUCGCCGCUUCGAACUAAUCGCUCUGUUCACCUUGGGUGGCGGUACCGUCAUCGUCUCUCUGCUCCGGUUCAUCGUCCUGUGGCAGCUUAGCAACACCCUAGACACGACCUACGUUUUCGGGUCAGUCACCAUCGUCACGUCGGUCGAGUUUGCCGCCGCAAUCAUCACAGCCAACACACCAGGCACGGCGGCCCUCUACCGCGACUGGAGAGGCAAGAAUCGUUCUGGCAGUACUUGGUCGCGACCCGAGGUCGAGUUAGGUAACGUCGCCACUGUUGGUUCCAUGCCGAACAAACAUAAGAUGGGGUUUUCAAAGCACACAAAGUCUCGUAUACGUACAGAGAGCGAGGAGGAUUUGAACGCGCCACGGGUAUUGAGGCACACGGGGACCUCGUCAAGGAAUGUGACGGUUGAGAGGAGUGUGGUCGUGACCCAUUCUUCACCUGUUCAAGCUGGCUUGGACAAAUCCAGCGCCCUGCCGGUACAGUACUACCAGUUCAAAUAG
Molecule: messenger RNA, 1116 nt
Organism: Anthostomella pinea
Lineage: Eukaryota; Fungi; Ascomycota; Sordariomycetes; Xylariales; Xylariaceae
Source: the annotation of a GenBank genome assembly